Molecule: messenger RNA, 3650 nt
Organism: Lymnaea stagnalis (great pond snail)
Lineage: Eukaryota; Metazoa; Mollusca; Gastropoda; Lymnaeidae
Source: the annotation of a GenBank genome assembly
CUAGCUCCCGAGGAAAGACUGAUUUCAAUGACAUUAAUCAAUCGAUAUCCAGUAUUGCGCUCUUGAAAUAAUGGCACAAGGAGACCAAAAUGCGUUCUUAAUAGUCGUCCAAAAAAUAUUUACGUUUCUCAUUAACCGUAUUUAAUUUCUAUUCAACAGUAGUUAGUGUCAUAGGAGCUAGGAACUCAGUGUUCCCGUCCACAGUGUGGGGUAUCGAUUGAUUACUUCUGUUCACUGGGAGGAGAAUUGAGUUCAACACCAAACUGAUGGCAACCACAACUCGAUCAGAAGAUGCCAAAGUCUUUUUACUGUAUUUAACGUCCAGUGCCGGAGAUGUGAACAAAGUCUUGGACUUCUCGGGUCAUCAGGGCGUGACCCUGGACACGAGGGACGGCUCGGGAAGAAACAGCCUUGACCUUGCGCGGCAACAUGGAGACCGAACUGCGAUGACAACAUUGAUGGCAGUCGGUGAUCAACUCAGGUAAAUUUCUCACGUCUUAGUUAUUUGUAGAGUAUGGCUUUUUCUCGUUCACGUCUUAGUCAUGUGUAGAGCGUGGCUUUUUCUCGUUCACGUCUUAGUUAUUUGCAGUGUGGCUUUUUCUCGUUCACGUAUUAGUCAUUUUUAGAGCGUGGCUUUUUCUCGUAUUUGUUGCAAGCGCGCUCGGCCAUGUAUAUACGAGACAAUAUUGAAAAUGAAAGUUGGGAUUAUCGAUAUUUUCUUUUACUAUGUCAAAUAUUGGAAAACAUGGCGAAAUGGCAAUGAGUAUAAAAUUAAUCAAGUCUUUCAUCAAGGCUUUCUUCAAGGCUUUAUUCAAUGCUUUUAUCAAGGUUUUUUUUCAAGGCUUUCUUCGAUGAUUUCUUUAUGGCUUUAAUCAAGGCUUUUCCCCAAGGCAUUUAUCAAGGCUUUCGUCAAGGAUUUCAUCAAGGAUUUCAUCAAAGCUUUCUUAAAGUUAUUUUAUCGAAUUUUGGGGGGAGGGGGGGUCGACAUAUUUAGCUAUAUAAUAUUCAAGAGCAAGGAACAAUAUUUAAAAAAAAUAUAACAAUUUUUUUAGUUCUGUGCACGAUGACACAUACAGUUUUCCAUCCCAACUUGGAGGCUGUUCUUAUCAUACACUGUUACAAUAGGGUUUGUCAUUUAAUGGCAGAAAUCUAUUAAUAGAACAUCUGGGCGUAGACUCUGGUCAGUCUCAUUAGAUUAUUAAAUAAAACAUCCUGGUCUUCCACUUGGCCAAACUCUCAAAAGAUGCUCGGUACUUCUACGUUAAUGUCAGCCGCCAUAGUGGGUCUCAACCUGGACGAAAACGCGUUGACAACUUUACGAACUAUUAUUACAAUCACAUUGUCACUUCUUUAUAAUGUAUGCGGAAAUACAUUGUUAGAAGCUUGGUUUACGAAACACUGUCUAAAAAUAGUAACCUUACGUAAUGCUAUGUGACGUUUUCCGGUAUUAGAAAUGAAAUACGCCGCUACAUUGACUUUAAACAAAAUCAAAGUUUCAGUAUUGACAUUUUUAAAAGCUUUUUUAUCAUCUCUAAAAAUAUAUGUAUAUAUAUAUAUAUAUAUUUAUAUAUAUAUAUAUAUAUAUAUAUUACAUCUAAAAUUCACACAUAAUUUUCUAUAGUCAUCUCAUUCUUUAGUCUGGUUAACUUUAGUUAUCUCAUUCUUUGGCCAGUGGUUAACUUUAGUUAUCUAAGUCUUUAGUCAGUGGUUAACUUAAGUUAUCUCAUUCUUUAGCCAGUGGUUAACUUUAGUUAUCUCAUUCUUUAGUCAGUGAUUAACUUUAGUCAUCUCAUUCUUUAGUCAGUGGUUAACUUUAGUUAUCAAAUUCUUUAGUCAGUGGUUAACUUUAGUUAUCUCAUUCCUUAGUCAGUGGUUAACUUUAGUUAUCUCAUUAUUUAGUCAGUGGUUAACUUUAGUUAUCUCAUUCCUUAGUCAGUGGUUAACUUUAGUUAUCUCAUUCCUUAGUCAGUGGUUAACUUUAGUUAUCUCAUUAUUUAGUCAGUGGUUAACUUUAGUUAUCUCAUUAUUUAGUCAGUGGUUAACUUUAGUUAUCUCAUUCUUUAGUCAGUGGUUAACUUUAGUUAUCUCAUUAUUUAGUCAGUGGUUAACUUUAGUUAUCAAAUUCUUUAGUCAGUGGUUAACUUUAGUUAUCUCAUUCUUUAGUCAGUGGUUAACUUUAGUUAUCUCAUUCCUUAGUCAGUGGUUAACUUUAGUUAUCUCAUUAUUUAGUCAGUGGUUAACUUUAGUUAUCAAAUUCUUUAUUCAGUGGUUAACUUUAGUUAUCUCAUUCUUUAGUCAGUGGUUAACUUUAGUUAUCUCAUUAUUUAGUCAGUGGUUAACUUUAGUUAUCAAAUUUUUUAGUCAGUGGUUAACUUUAGUUAUCUCAUUAUUUAGUCAGUGGUUAACUUUAGUUAUCUCAUUCCUUAGUCAGUGGUUAACUUUAGUUAUCUAAUUAUUUAGUCAGUGGUUAAAUUUAGUUAUCUCAUUAUUUAGUCAGUGGUUAACUUUAGUUAUCUCAUUAUUUAGUCAGUGGUUAACUUUAGUUAUCUCAUUCUUUAGUCAGUGGUUAACUUUAGUUAUCUCAUUAUUUAGUCAGUGGUUAACUUUAGUUAUCAAAUUCUUUAGUCAGUGGUUAACUUUUCAUGAAAAAACAAAACAAAACAAGAAACGAUGUGAUCAUUUAAUUUGAACGGGUCAACUCUGAGUUCAUUAUUACAAAACUAGACGGAGGCAUUCGUAAGUCAUUUUAAACUCCCAAGAGACUAGCAACGAUACCGUAGUCAAGUUAGCGUAGCUAAGUUACCGUUGUCAAAUUAGCAUAGUCAAGUUUCCAUAGUAAGUUACCGUAGUCAAGUUACCAUAGCCAAGUUAUUGUAGCCAAGUUACCGUAGCCAAACUACCGUAGUCAAGUUACCGUAGGCAAAUUAAAGUAGUCAAGUUAGCGUAGUCAAAUUACCGUAUCCAAGUUACCGUAGUCAAGUUACCGUAGUCAAGUUACUGUAGUCAAGUUACUGUAGUCAAGUUACAAUAGUCAAGAUACCGCGGUAAAGUUUCCGUUGUCAAAUUACCAUAGUUAAGAUACUGUAGUCAAGUUACCUGAGCCGGGCAUUAAUAAUUUCUUAGAAGAUCAUUUGUAAAAAAAAAAUAAUAAUAAUAAUAAUAUUACUUUAUCUAUUAUUGUUUCCUAGAUUGCCGAACAACACGACCCCAACCAGAACUCAUCUUUUAGAACACACAACUGAUCCAAUCGCACACGCUCAAGAUCAUGACAAUUUGCGAGUUGUGCAAAUCCACGAAGCUGCCCGAUUCGGAGACCUCGACCUGCUGCAGUACGCAUUGCACGUGCUUGCAGUCCACAUCGACCACACGACCGCCGAUGGCGUGAAAGCCCUGAAGCUGUCCAUGCUGAAAGGAGACGUCGUCGCCGUGAGAUGUUUGUUGUCGGCUGGCGCCAAGAUCGCUGAAGAAGAUGUCCAGCUUGCCAAGAGUGUCGGCAACCAAUCGAUCAUCCAACUGCUGGAAGUAUGCCGUGCAGCUGACGAGUGACCAAAAUAAAGCAGCCAAGAACAGAUUUGUGUGAAUGAUUCAAAAUUAAUCUCACCGUAAAAUGAGCUCUGCUAACAAUGUCAUCGGCGAAGUUUUGUUGCGCC